This is a messenger RNA of Asparagus officinalis (garden asparagus), 3086 nucleotides long. RefSeq names its product protein DETOXIFICATION 18-like. Gene Ontology annotation, cellular component: membrane. Gene Ontology annotation, biological process: xenobiotic detoxification by transmembrane export across the plasma membrane. Gene Ontology annotation, molecular function: xenobiotic transmembrane transporter activity; antiporter activity. NCBI's taxonomy places the organism in Eukaryota, Viridiplantae, Streptophyta, Magnoliopsida, Asparagales, Asparagaceae. The transcript is spliced from 7 exons. The record is from RefSeq and is a predicted model, not a curated record. Bases 58 to 1605 code for a protein of 515 amino acids.
CUCCUUGUUUGGAAGGUGCAGCGCAAAAGUCUCACUUGUCCACUGCCACUCAAAUACAUGAACUUUACAGUCAAACCCCUCAACUUCCUACCAAUUAAUCAUUGGAAAAAAGCCCUUUCAUUUGCAACUUCCCUCCUUCUGCAUUCAGAGAGAAGAAAGCCAGCCAUGGCUUCAACAUCUCCUCUUGUCGUGGAUUUUGAGGAGGCGGGGUCAGAAGCCGAAGGAGUUAGUGGGUUUAUGAGUAAAUUUAUAGAUGUUAACGAGGCCAGGACUCAGUUGCUGUUCUCUGUUCCAAUGAUCCUCACCAACAUGUCGUAUUAUGCUGUUACCCUCGUCGCCGUUAUGUUUGCUGGUCAUCUGGGUGAUGUUGAGCUUGCUGGCGCUACUCUUGGCAAUUCUUGGGGGACCGUCACUGGGUUAAGUCUCAUGACUGGCUUGAGUGGAGCUCUUGAGACUCUUUGUGGUCAAGGAUACGGAGCAAAACUAUACAGAAUGUUGGGGAUAUAUUUACAAUCAUCGAUUAUCCUGACUACUUUCGCUUCAGUUAUCGUAUCUAUACUGUGGUACUUCUCAGAACCGGUAUUAAUUUUGCUGCACCAAGAUCCUAGUGUAGCGAAAAUGGCUACCAUCUAUUUGAGGUUUCUUAUACCUGGACUAUUUGCCUACGCCUACUUACAGUGCCUAGUGAGAUUUCUCCAGACUCAGUCACUGGUGGUUCCUCUAGUUAUUUGCUCUCUACUCCCCCUUGUUUUCGAUGUGGGAUUAACAUAUUUAUUUGUUCAUACCUUGGGCCUCGGUUUCAUUGGAGCAUCAUUGGCUAGCUCAAUAUCACUGUGGAUAUCAGUGUUUAUGUUAGCAAUAUAUGUCAAUUAUUCAGAGAAAUUUAGAUACACUUGGGAAGGAUUAUCCAUGGAGUCAUUCCAACAUGUGCUUCCUAGUUUGAAGCUGGCAACAUCCUCCGCAUUAAUGAUCUGUUUGGAAUAUUGUGCUUUCGAGAUUCUAGUGUUGCUGGCUGGAUUGAUGCCAAACUCUGAGAACAGCACUUCACUUGUUGCUAUGUGUGUCCAGACGGAAGCCAUUGCAUACAUGAUCACAUAUGGAUUUAGUGCAGCAGUGAGCACUCGAGUGUCAAAUGAGAUGGGUGCUGGAAACAUCAAGAAGGCUAAGAACGCUGUAUCUGUCACGCUGAAGCUCUCUUUCUUUCUUGCUCUCACUUUUCUUCUUUCACUAGCAUUUGGCCAGAAGAUUUGGGCCAAAUCUUUCACCACAAACGCCAUGAUCAUUAAAGAUUUUGCUUCGAUGACUCCCUUGCUCUCGGUGUCUAUACUGUUGGACUCAGCACAAGGAGUUCUAUCAGGAGUGUCUAGAGGAUGUGGUUGGCAGCAUUUAGCGGCUUGGACCAAUUUAGCAUGCUUUUACUUAGUUGGCAUGCCAGUGGCUCUCCUCUUUGGAUUUAAGCUCGGGUUUUACGAUAAGGGAUUGUGGCUAGGUCUAAUCUGUGGGCUCUUUUGUCAAGCAACAACUCUCCUCGUGAUCACUAUCCGUUCAAAGUGGACUAAAUUGGAUUUGGUAGCUCAGGAUGAAAAAAAUCGCCUGCUUGUUUAGCUGGAACUAUAUAUUAUCAGAGAGUGGUUUAUUGGAAUUUAUAUCUUAAGGUAUUAUUGGCUUAGAUGAUAAACCGUAGGGAUUUUUGUAUGUAAACAGUUUCUAAGUGGAAGAUUUUUGGGUACAUUUGAUAGAAGAGCAUGCUUCCCUUGUUUCUCAUAUGUUACUUUGAGAAAUAACAAUAACAAGACCAAAUGUUUGAGGAUCUUCUUCUUUGUUGCAUUAGAAUGUUCAUCUGUCAAGUAUUAGUACCAGAUCUUAAUUGUAACAUGAUCACUCAAAAAGCUAUAGAGCUCCUAAGGGAAAAGGAGAAUUUGUAUAAUUUAUAUAUCUAAGUAUUCUGAAUUAGUAUGUUGUAUAUAGAGUACUCUCGUUCCGAUGGGAUACAGAUAUGGAUAUUAUGAAUAUAAGUGAGUAUCUCAACCCGUGUCCAAAUAAUCAGAUUAUGUAUUGAUUGAACAAUUUCAAUCGUUCAUUUUCACCUUAGAGUACGUAGUGGAUGUGAUAUCCAUUUUUGUGAUCCAUAGAUCUAACAAUAGUUUUUUUGAUAUGUCAAAAAUGUCUUUGGGCUCUGAUUUGAGAAAUUUUAUUUACAUUUAAGUAGGGUUUUGUCUAACAUGAUAUAUACAUUUACUAAUCUUAUAUGUUAUCCUCAUCUCUACAUUUUGUCUUUAUAUGUUGUUCUUUUAAUUGAUCAGUAUCCAUAGUCGAUUUUGACAUAUAUGCACUAAGGAAUCUCCUUACCAACCACCCUUGUAUUUGUAUCUUAUCUAGAUCCAGGCCCACUUGUGUGCACACAGCCAGAAGGUACGUAACCUAACUCUCAAACCUCAAUAAUUUUUUUGAAAAUGACAUCAUUAUUUUAUGUUUGUAACUAAUUUAAACAUUACAUAGCAUUUUUGAUAUAACUCAAAGCGCGUUGUAAAACUACGUUUUUACAAUUUAGCGUGUAUUACUUUAGUGUAGCAUAUGUUAGUUGAAUAUAAGAUGCAUUAUGUCAGUACAACUUGUCGCAGAGAUUUGACAAUAUUUUCUUUGUUUGCUUUGCUUAAGAUUUGAAGUUGCUAUGUAUUUACUUUUGGAUUGCUUGCUAAGGUUUGAUUGCUUCUUGCAUUAUGGUGAUUCAUAUAUCUAGUGACAUCAUUAAGCUUGUGACAGGUGAAUUUACUUUUUGUGAGAGUGAAUAUAUAAACGAGAUACAUAAAUUUUUGAUGAUAUAUUGAACAUUGUACUGUGUUGUUUGUAACUUCACAUAGCUUUUAAAUUUUAUUAAGAAAUAGUUUUUAUAGUUUGAAAUCAUGAUCCUGUUUAGUAUAGUCAUUACGGAUAUAAACUCGUGAUCUAUGUUACACGUUACUAUAUAUGCCAUUUUAAGCCUCAAUGUCUCUUGAUUGCCUCCUGCCACACCAAUAAUAAGCUCAUACCUACCUCAACUUCCAAAUUAUUAAUCAUUAAUGAACUUUCAAUUUAAAACUACCUCC